CCACGUCACUGUCUGGAGACGCCGCUACAUGUGUGUUAAUGUUGUUGUUGAGUUAGGGGCGUCUGACGCUUGUAUAACUGUUUAAGGUGGUCGUAUUCUUAUUAUUUCUGAAACUGACUCAUCGUGGACAAUGCUGACAGCGGAGGGGCUAUCAUGUUUUCCUCGCCAGAUGUGGGAUAAGGUGCUAUCGAAGGUGAAGAAUGCGGUCAUUUUCAUUGAUGACAGGUGCGCCGAGAGCCUUCACUGGGUCGGAGGUGCGACUGUUUUUCUCGAUGCCGGCGCUCGCAAUUUGAAACAAUUCUCCAGCUUCGAAGCCGGCGGUGAAAACGAGCCGAAAGCUGUGUUUGUUGUGAGCACCUUGCUGAAAGGACGAACGGCUGAUAUCAUUAAAGAUAUCAUCUCGCUCAGUCAUUUUCAGUACUGUAUCGUCUUCACUGCUGUAGCGCACUCCAUACACCUACUGGCCAAUAAUGUCAGCACUGAAUUGGAGGGCAGUCCCGUAUUCGAACAGUUUGAAGAGAAACUGUGCGAGUGGAUGGGAGACAUGAACUUUACUGCAGAGGUUAUGUACGUUCCCCUGUCUUUCGCACCUGUGUCCCCUCAGUUACUUCUUGCCCCUGCUUUUGGCGACCUCUUUCCACUACAUUAUGGGGACUUGGAGUCCAUUAACAGAAAUCGGCCUGAGAAGAAGAAGUUUGGCCACCUCUCCGAGGUUGACGUUCAUUCUCUAAGCCCAGACCUGCAGAUUGAGAUUAAAUCCUUGGUGUCUGCACUCAACUCCAUGUUUGAGUUCACCAACACGCGGGAGGAAUGCUUUGCUGUGGGACCCUUGAGCCGUAUUAUUGCUGGGGAGCUGGCGAACUACCCCCAAGCCAAAAACAGACGAAAGAUUGCCCCAAACAAAGCAUCCAUUGUUUUCAUCGAUAGGAACCUGGAUUUGGCAGGAGCUGUUGGUCACCACGGUGACAGUCUAGUGGAGAAGAUCUUGUCUACGCUGCAGCCACUAACAGGACACAGAAAUGACAUCCAGGUGGACAUGGUGGAGCUCACAGGUCUUCCAGCCACACCAGAGAAUCGGAGCAUGGUGGCGCCAGGCUGCCUAGCACAGCCACAGGACUCUGCCGUCCGCGCUCUCUGGGAUGCCAUGCUCACCUGGAAACAGAAGGAGGCGGUGAUGGAGGUACGCAGGCACCUGGUUGAAGCUGCCAGCAAAGAGAAGCUGCCAAUCAAGAUGAGUCUGGGUCGUGUGACAGCAGAGCAGCUGUCCUCCUACGUUCAGCUCUUCAAAAGCAGCCAGGAGGCCCUCGAUCGCCACUGGGGCCUCCUUCAGUUGGCCCUUGCUACCACUCAGACCCUGCGCCAUCCCACCCUGGCCAGGUGGGACGCCUGCCUGGCCUUCGAAAGACUGCUGCUGCAGGCCCUGGGAGACUCAGACCGGACCGCGGUGCUGAAGCAGGUGUCCUCCCUGGCAGACCCUGCUGCCACAGAGACCCAGGACAGGUUUAGCCUGGAGGAGCUGCUGGUGCUGCUGGUGUAUGUGUACGCACUGGGCCAAGGGGCGGAGCAGAAGGGGAAGAAGGGGGCGGAGCAGCAGGUGGAGCAUGAGUUGAUUGGUGUGUUGACCCUUGCCCUCAGCCGUGAGAAGGAGUUGUCCCCGCUGCUACAGAAACUCACAGGUUGCCCGCCCACUGCGCCGCUGACCACGCAGAAGGCCCGCAUCGCCAUGGAGAGGGUGUUUGGCGUGCUGAGAGACCUGGGACACGCCCGCGACCACCUGAAGCAGCUCCGCUCCAUCUACCAAGGCGGGGAUGGCGUGCACCAGGCUACCUACAGACCCUUCUUGAAGCAGGUCCUGGACGAUAUCUACCACCCCGACCGGCCUGACUGCGUCGACAUCGAGCACAUGUCCUCCGGCCUGACUGACUUGCUGAAGACAGGGUUCAGCAUGUUCCUGAAGGUGAGUCGGCCACACCCCGGUGACCACGCCCUGCUUGUCCUCUUCGUGGUGGGCGGUGUGACUCCCUCUGAGCUCCGCCUUGUCCGGGAAGCGAUCUCCGCCCACAAGCCGGGUGCGCAGGUUCUGAUUCUGUCCACAAGGCUGCUGAGAGCCUCAGAUAUCCUGGAGUUGCUCUUCACCACGGACCACCUACACCCCGACAUUGGAGUAUGACAGCAGCCAGGACACGGACCACGUUCUACAAAGUUCAGUCAAUCACAUGGGCACGGUUUUAUCGAUUUAAAUGCAUACACAUGUGCAUAUACAAAUACCAACAUAAAAUCACACAAACAGGGUGUGGUCAGACCUGCUGUCAGUCUUGGGCGCAAAAGCAUCAGUUUGUACAGAACUUGAGGACUUGGGCUAGUUCUGAACCUUCUGGAAACUCUUCCGUCUGUGGGAAUUCCUGAUACCUGACAUCUGUAUGUGGCUUGAGAUCCAACAUCGAAAGCCAGAGCUACUGUCCGUGGCAUGCAUCCCGGCUGUCUCCGGACCAGGUUUAUUAAUCCCACUGGAAAGUUCCAGAAGCCAGAGCUCAGCUUAACACCAGCCACACUCCAGGCAGCAAGGUUGUCUUUCCCUAUUGGCUACAGCUGACCAGUCACAUGUGUCGACAAUAAACUUGUUCUGGUCUCGCU
This is a messenger RNA of Brienomyrus brachyistius, 2634 nucleotides long. RefSeq names its product sec1 family domain containing 2 (gene scfd2). Bases 131 to 2170 code for a protein of 679 amino acids. Gene Ontology annotation, biological process: intracellular protein transport; vesicle-mediated transport. Lineage: Eukaryota; Metazoa; Chordata; Actinopteri; Osteoglossiformes; Mormyridae. The transcript is spliced from 9 exons. The record is from RefSeq and is a predicted model, not a curated record.